Messenger RNA from Rhinopithecus roxellana (golden snub-nosed monkey), 1916 nucleotides. RefSeq names its product CUGBP Elav-like family member 6. The record is from RefSeq and is a predicted model, not a curated record. Gene Ontology annotation, biological process: regulation of alternative mRNA splicing, via spliceosome; mRNA splice site recognition. Gene Ontology annotation, molecular function: mRNA binding. Lineage: Eukaryota; Metazoa; Chordata; Mammalia; Primates; Cercopithecidae. Gene Ontology annotation, cellular component: nucleus; ribonucleoprotein complex; cytoplasm.
CCAGGGAGGGGACGGCGGGACAGGCGGGACCGGUGGGACCAGCGGGAGGGCGGACAGGGCGGGGACAUGGCCGCGGCGCCGGGAGGGUCAGCGCAGCCCGCUGGCCCCGGCCCGCGCCUGGGUUUCAGCACCGCGGACAGCGGCGUCGGCAUGAGCGGGCUACAUCCCGGCCCCGCCGUGCCCAUGAAGGACCACGACGCCAUCAAGCUCUUCGUGGGGCAGAUCCCGCGGGGCUUGGACGAGCAGGACCUCAAGCCGCUGUUCGAGGAGUUCGGCCGCAUCUACGAGCUGACGGUGCUGAAGGACCGGCUCACCGGCCUCCACAAAGGCUGUGCCUUCCUCACCUACUGCGCCCGGGACUCUGCUCUCAAGGCCCAGAGUGCACUGCACGAGCAGAAGACCCUGCCAGGGAUGAAUCGUCCGAUCCAAGUGAAGCCAGCUGCCAGUGAGGGCCGAGGAGAGGACCGAAAGCUGUUUGUGGGGAUGCUGGGCAAGCAGCAGGGUGAGGAGGACGUCAGACGCCUGUUCCAGCCCUUUGGCCACAUCGAGGAGUGCACGGUCCUGAGGAGUCCUGACGGCACCAGUAAAGGCUGUGCCUUUGUGAAGUUUGGGAGUCAAGGGGAAGCUCAGGCGGCCAUCCAGGGUCUGCACGGCAGCCGGACCAUGGCGGGCGCCUCGUCCAGCCUUGUGGUCAAGCUGGCGGACACUGACCGGGAGCGCGCGCUGCGGCGGAUGCAGCAGAUGGCCGGCAUGGGCGCCUUCCACCCCGCGCCACUGCCGCUAGGGGCUGGCGCCUACACCACGGCGAUCCUGCAGCACCAGGCGGCCCUGCUGGCCGCGGCACAGGGCCCAGGCCUAGGCCCGGUGGCGGCAGUGGCGGCCCAGAUGCAGCACGUGGCGGCCUUUAGCCUGGUGGCUGCUCCUCUGUUGCCCGCGGCAGCAGCCAACUCCCCGCCCGGCAGCGGCCCUGGCACUCUCCCAGGUCUUCCGGCGCCCAUCGGGGUCAAUGGAUUCGGCCCUCUGACCCCCCAGACCAACGGCCAGCCGGGCUCCGAUACGCUCUACAAUAACGGGCUCUCCCCUUACCCAGCCCAGAGCCCCGGCGUGGCUGACCCCCUGCAGCAGGCCUACGCUGGGAUGCACCACUACGCAGCAGCCUAUCCGUCGGCCUAUGCCCCAGUGAGCACAGCUUUUCCCCAGCAGCCUUCAGCCCUGCCCCAGCAGCAGAGAGAAGGCCCGGAAGGCUGUAACCUCUUCAUCUAUCACCUGCCUCAGGAGUUUGGUGAUGCGGAACUCAUACAGACAUUCCUGCCCUUUGGAGCCGUUGUCUCUGCUAAAGUCUUUGUGGAUCGAGCCACCAACCAGAGCAAGUGUUUUGGGUUUGUUAGUUUUGACAAUCCAACUAGUGCCCAGACUGCUAUUCAGGCAAUGAAUGGCUUUCAAAUUGGCAUGAAGAGGCUCAAGGUCCAGCUAAAGCGGCCCAAGGAUGCCAACCGGCCUUACUGACCUGCUCUCACCGACCAGCCACAGAAAGAAACGGAAGAGUGAGAAGAAAGGAGAGGAAAAGCACAGAAACGCUUGAGCAGCCCUUCCCAAAGGAGCAGCUGCGGACAGACGGAGGUGGAUCCGACCCAAGGCUGGUGCCUGGGGCUAAGGCCACUCUAAGGAUUGUUUUUAUCAAGUGCGUUGUUCUGUGCCUGCAGCAUAGAGCGCAGGCUGGCAGAGCAACUAGGGCUGGUGAAGAGUGACUGUCCAGGGGAACCAGCAGAGGGCGUUGGGGGUGCCAAGGGCUUCUCCGCAAGGGAAGCCCGGAUUCACUUCUUUCAAAAUCAUAUCAUUCCUUAGAGUUUAGGGACCAAAGGACUAUUGCUUUUUUAAGAAUAUAUAUAUCUAUAUAAAUUAAAACAAAGAAACAA